UUCCAACAACACAACAAUUCCAAGUCCAUUUUAUUUUAUUUUUUAAUUUUUUCCUUUUUACUUUUUCAACAUUCUCUUUCUUUCUAACACUCUAGCGGCGUCAGGGAAAGAGACGGAAGGGUUUCGGUUGUCUCCCUCCCCCUUCCAAACCCACAAAACAAAAAACAAAAGGCCAACAUUUAAUUAGUAUCAAUAAUAAAACCCCAAGCCAACGGCUCAACCAAACCCCCCCUCUCUCUCGAUUUGCUUUCCUUUUACAGAUCACAUCAUAUUCAAUAAUAUGGCAUCUAAAGCCUCCCCCAGUCUAGUAUAGUCUCUCCCCCAUCUCCUCCUUCCUUCCUUUGCUUCCCCAAACCCAAACCCUCCACUGGAUUCCCUUCCCUUCCAUCAGAUCAGAAAUCAUGGCCAAAGACCGAGAAAGGAGGAUGUAUGUGGGAGUUAUUUUUAACUAUGCUGCAGAGCUGAAGCUUUUCCUUUCCGCUCUCCUCCUCCUCUGUGCCCUCGCUACUCUCCUCCAGUUCCUUCCUUCUCGUUUCACCCUCUCCAUCUCCGAUCUCCGUUCCUGCUCCGCCACUCAAGAUUCCCCUUCUUCUGCUCUCUCAGCAACACUCCAUUCUUCGACACCCACCCCCACACCCACUCCUUCCCCCUCCCCCUACCUCCCCACAGAUCAGCUUCUUCCCAAUGGCGUACUCAGGCGCUCUUUUCACCCUUACGGUGCCGCCGCUUACAACUUCAUCACCAUGGGUGCUUACAGAGGCGGCCUCCAAAACUUUGCCAUUGUCGGUUUAGCCUCCAAGCCUCUUCACGUCUUUGGACAUCCCACCUACCAAUGCCAGUGGAUUCCUCGCCUCCAGCCCUCCAACCCCAUUAACGCCUCUGCCUUCAAGAUCCUUCCCGAUUGGGGCUAUGGUCGUGUGUACACCGUCGUCGUCGUCAAUUGCACUUUCUCUCACCCUGUUAAUGCCGACAACCAGGGUGGAAAAUUACUCCUUUAUGCUUCCACUUCCGGUGGCGGCGACCGCAACUUCAACCUGACCGACACCAUUGAAGUGCUAACAGAAAGUCCCGGAGGAAUGAACGCUUCCCUUUUCACAUCUAGGCCCAAAUACGAUUAUCUGUACUGUGGGUCUUCUCUGUACGGGAACUUGAGCCCCCAGAGGGUGAGAGAGUGGCUGGCGUACCAUAUAAGGCUGUUCGGGGUGAGAUCUCAUUUCGUAAUACACGAUGCGGGUGGGGUUCACGAGGAGGUGCUCCAAGUUUUGAAGCCAUGGAUGGAGUUGGGUUAUGUGACAUUGCAGGACAUCAGGGAGGAGGAGAGGUUCGAUGGAUACUAUCACAACCAAUUCAUGGUGGUGAAUGACUGUUUGCAUCGGUACAAGUUUAUGGCUAGGUGGAUGUUCUUUUUCGAUAUUGAUGAGUUUAUCUACGUACCGCCGAAGAACACCAUAAAAUCGGUUCUGGAUUCGCUAUCAGAAUACUCCCAGUUUACAAUUGAGCAGAUGCCUAUGAACAGCAAGACGUGUCUGACUGAAGAUGCGGGGAGAACGUACAGGAAGUGGGGGUUUGAGAAGUUGGUGUACAAGGAUGUGAAGAGGGGAAUAAGGAGAGACCGAAAGUACGCAGUGCAGCCGCGGAGGGUGUAUGCGACGGGGGUGCACAUGUCGGAGAAUGUAGAUGGGAAGACCACACACAAAACGGAGGGCAUCAUCAAAUACUUCCACUACCAUGGCACCAUUGCCCAGCGAAGGGAGCCCUGUCGCACUCUCUCCAAUCUAACACAGUUCAAUCUUGAAGAUACCCCAUUUCUCAUGGACACCACUAUGAGGCUGGUCGCUCCUGCAGUCAAGAGGUUCGAGCUCAAAAUGAUCGGAACCAGGUUACAGUCCACGCGCCAAUAAUAAAAAACCAAAACUACAUAUUCAUUCUCCUAAAUUCUGCUUUUUUUUUUUUUUUUCUUCUUUCUCUUCAUUGUUAUAAAACUCACUCCGUCUAUAUACUAUAAAUAUUUUAUUUGAUUA
Messenger RNA from Cucumis sativus (cucumber), 2021 nucleotides. Its product is annotated as galactan beta-1,4-galactosyltransferase GALS3. The transcript has 2 exons. The coding region runs from base 402 to 1901 and encodes 499 amino acids. NCBI's taxonomy places the organism in Eukaryota, Viridiplantae, Streptophyta, Magnoliopsida, Cucurbitales, Cucurbitaceae. The record is from RefSeq and is a predicted model, not a curated record.